GUCCACCUGUCGAGCAUCCCCACUGUCGCAAACUUGUCAUUUUUUCGGUUGAAAGUUUAUGGCGUCAGUGGAAAAAACAUGAAGAAAGAGUAGGGGGAGAGACCCCGCGAGGCUGUGUGUUACACGGCCAUUGAAAUGCAAAUAUCACAGAACAAGGAGUGGUUGUGUGUGUGUGUUUGUGUGUUUCUGUAUAUGCAUGCAGCGGAGCAGCAUUGGGAGAGGAGGGGCACAAAUUGGACAAGUUUUUUUUUUGGGAGGUGGGGGGGACUUUUGAAUACAGCCACACACACCGGAGCUCCAUAUGACACGGUGUUGCCCGGAGGAUUUCCCGUCUCUUUGCCCUUAAAACUUUUCCCUAUGGAAGACCGAAUUUACUAAACUUUUUUCACCUCUUUUAUUUUAUUUAUGGUCGCCUUUUAAGAACGUGUGGGAUUCCGGGGAACUUUUUGAAUGCGCCCGUUCAAGUGCGUAAAGAAGAAAAAAACCAAAACGUGCCAAGCGCCUGAUGCCCCCCUCUCUGUUUGCCUCGCCGUGAAUCAUGUCACGCCGGAAACAGAAGAGACCCCAGCAACUCGUUAACGCGGAUCCAGGGGGCCCAAAGCUGCUGCCUCAUGAUGACCACCUGGGCUUAAAGUCACCGUCUACAUCUCUAGGUUCAGACUUGACCUCGUCCGGGUCCUCCUCUUCAUCUUCACCCACCUCCCUACAAGAGUGCCAGCCGCCUCUGGCUCCUCGCCCGUCCCCCGGUGGGCUCCACGCGCCCUCCUUGCCCAGCGAGAGCUCUCCCCCUCCCCACUGGCCCAGCCACAUCACACCCUUCACCACAUCCCUCCCCAAUACACACUCUUCGCUCUCCCCAGACUUCCCUCACCCAUCACUGUCAUCCCAGACGCACUCGCCUCCUCCUCUCAGUCAAACCUCGGUGUCCCUUAGCAUGCCGCACCAGGAAAACUCUCACGCAACCAUGACCUCUCCGCCAAUGGGAUGCUCCGCCGCUACUACUACCUCCUCCACUGCUUCCUGUUCUUCUGCCAACUCCCAACAGUCUCAGCAGGACGGCUCCAGUCCGGAGGAUCAGCAGAGAUCCUCCUCUUCUAUUGGGGAGCAGGGACAGAUUCAGGUACCUCCAACUCUGACUGUUCUCUUAGAGGAGCUGAGGGUUCUGCAGCAGCGGCAAAUACAGCAGAUGCAGAUAACGGAGGAGAUCUGUCGGCACAUUCUCAGGCUCGGAGGAGCUUUCUUUGGCCAAGAGAACAACUCGCAGGCUGCCAGCUCAGACGGUACCCAAAAGGCAACAGGAACAGAAUCGUCUUCCCCAACGCAUCCUUCAACUGCAACCCCAAUAACCUCUGCCUCGUCAAUUUUAACUGGACUUCCGUCAUCUCUCUUUCCCCAGCCGACCAGCUCCAAAUCAGGAGCGUCACUCGUUAACGGUAGCAGAGCUUCCUCCUCUUCAGCCUCUACUUCCUCUUCCUCUGCUAUCUCGUCUUCCAUCAGCUCUUCCGUUGCAGGCCUACACCCUCUGUCCUUGUCUCUCGGUCUGCCUCAACGCUACGUCCACGAGAAGGCAUCUCCCUUUGGGCACAGCAAUGGCAUUAGUUUCCCCACUCACUCCAUUCCCACCACCAGCCACCCGCCGGACCUCCAGUCCACGUCUGCGUCCUCGUCGGGCCGCCCUCAGCACAUAUGCAGGUUUUGCGGGAAAGUACUGAGCAGUGAUUCCUCGCUCCAGAUCCACCUGAGGUCCCACACGGGCGAGAGGCCCUAUCAGUGUCCGGUGUGCUUGAGCCGCUUUACAACCAGAGGAAACCUCAAAGCUCACUUCCUGCGACACCGAGAGCAGAACCCUGAGCUGUCCCUCUCCCUGCUCCCGCCUGCACUGUCGGAACAAACCCAGAGCGGGUCCGCCGCUGGAGUCAUCCAACGCAGAAGAAAGCGUCGAGCGGACGACGAUGACGCAUAUAGCGGCGUGAAAGGCAGCGUUCCCGGGAUGGCGGAGAGCAUGGCGCUGGGACUGCUGUCGGGGGCGUCGGCUCGGCCCUCGCCCUCCUCUCUACCUCUGCCCCCUUCAGUGGACAUGGCGCUGCUGUCCACCGCCCACUCGCUGCUUCAGCUGAACAGAGCGUCGGCUGCGGCUGCUGCAGGCGCAUCCACCACUGGACUCCCCUCCACCUCUUCUUCACCCUCAUCCUCCUCUUCCAGUCAGUUUAAGGGAGCAAAGCAGCAACGGUUUGAUGAAAACACUCCUCCUCACUCUGCCCUCCAUGCCUCCUCCCCCUACUCUCAGCUGGCCCAUCUCCCUAAGAUUCUCUUUCCAGGAGGUGCCUCUCCUCAUCACCUAGCACUUCUGCGACCCCCAGGUCACCCGUCCACUUCGCAUUUAGCUUCUCCUCAUCAGCUACCCUUCCCUUUCCCCCCCUUCCCCAAACCCUCCGCCUCCUCCCCCUCCUCGGCCUCCCCUAACACCUCCACCCAAACGUCAGACACAUCCAAGCUGCAGCGGCUGGUACAGAAGCUGGAGAAACAGCCACAAGGGGGUGCCUCGUCUGCCUCGUCUUCCUCCACAAACUCACAAAUCUCCACCGAGGCCAACGGGGAUUCCAGCAUCCACGACCUAACCACUACCUCCACCGCCUACCGCAGGGAAAUGUUGGCUGCCCUUGGCCUAAGCCCCAAUGUUAGCGCCGCAAUGACGAGCCAAGGAGUCACAGGCUUUGGCACCACAACCACCAUGGCUACUCCGUCCCUGCCCGCCGCCCAGGCCGCCAACCAGUGCGGAGUCUGUCUCCGCGUCCUCAGCUGCCCUAGAGCUCUCCGUUUGCACCAGGCCACUCAUCUGGGGGAGCGCCCCUUCCCCUGCAAGCUCUGUGGACGUUCCUUCUCCACAAAGGGCAGCCUCCGGGCCCACCUGGCCACUCAUCGAGCAAGACCGCCCAACGCUCGCGCCCUGAACUCGUGCCCUCUGUGCCCACGCAAAUUCACGAAUGCCUUAGUGCUCCAGCACCACAUUCGUCUGCACCUCGGAGGGCAGAUACCACCCGACGAAGAGAUGCCGUCUGAAGACGCUAUGGAACGAGACAAUACCACCUUUGAAAAUGGCGAGAACGAGUCCAGGAGUUCCCCGUUGAAAUCCCAACAAAUCCUUCCCCUCGCUCUGACGACAGGCUCAAAAUCUUCAGCUGAUGCUCUGUAUUUAGGAGCAUCUUACAAGCAAUCCACAAUUAAUGAAGAUUCAGUGAAGGUGGAGGAAUCUGGGGACUCGAACCCUAGUGUUAGUCCUCCUCUGACUUGCAGCGCCCCCACGGCGGGGGCAGAAAACGUCCUGCGUCUGGGAGAAAACAACUCGGCUGACGGCGGCCCAGUGCACUCAAAGGAGGACCCAACUACCUCCACCCAUUUGAAAGCAUCUUUAGCUAGCUCUCACUCCGCAGCGGACAAUGCAGAUGCAGAUGCUCCGCUGUCGCUCUGCAUUUCAAAGCCAGAUGUUGAAAACCGGCGAGCGGUCAAAGAGGAGGAAACCGGCACAACUAAUGAGCCCACAACCAGUCCCAAAGGUAACUCGAGUCCAGCUGUUGCUAACCCGGUAGCUGAGAUUAGCACUCCGGCUAAUGUGCAAGUCGUCCCCGAUGCGGAGGAGACCGCUGACCUUCAUGAACCGGCAGCUGAAGAUGCUGUGAAGAAUGAACUGGAGGAACAAAAAGGAGCUACAUCUGAUCCAGAAGCAGAGAAGGAGAAAGAGAAGGAUACUCCAAAAAAAGAAGUCUGCGACGUACGAGAGAAACCCUCCGAGGACAGUGAACCCGUCAUGGCAGCACCAACACCACCUCCUCCUCCUCCUCCUCCUCUUCCUCGACCCGACAAACCCUACAGCUGCUCCCACUGUGGAAAGGCGUACGCUAGCAGGAGUGGGCUCAAGGGGCACAUGAAAGUUCACCCCGGAGUGCUGACCAACACUCCCUACAAGACUCAGACCAAUGAAAGUGACUCGACAGAGGAUUGCAGUUCGCAUUCAGUCAGUAGAAACACCCGACAGCAAGAGGAGAAGCUGGCCCAGGAGAAAAGCGAUGGCACAGAUCCUCUGGAUGUCCUGGCUGAAGCUCCAGACACCUCUGUGUAGAACGUUGCUGAAAGUUCCAUUUGGAUGGAUCCUGACAGAGGAAUGUAUUUUUCUUUUGAUAGUUUGAGAUCUGUUUAACUCUGUUUCUAGGUUUUGUAUAAGGUAGAUAGGUUUUACUUGUAGUUCUACUGUAGUCAAAUUAAAGGAAGCGGUUGAAUGUAGUUAUUCUGCUGUCUAUUUUUGUAUUUUAAAGAUCCCACUAAGGCCUUUUAUUCCCCCACCACCACCAUGGUGAGAAUUGUGCGUUUCUGCUGACACUCACUUCAAUGCAUGAUGUAAAAGAAAACGAGCAAUACAAGUUUCCUUUUGUGAAGGAGUGUCCAGGAAGUCUCAAACGGAAUUCCAAACCAAAACGUGUCCAUGCGAAGCGCAGUUGUUGGAACUGCCCGCCGUUUCCUUUUGAUGAAUGCUGCUGAACGCGUGUUUCUAAAUGUGCUGAAGUUGCACUGUGAGUUGCACUGUUACCAGUGCUGCCGAAAUCUACUGAAACAGACCCACCCGGGUCAGAACCACGGCUCGGUUCCGCUUUCCGCUGCUAUAAACCAUGAAUUCCAGCUCUUAUGAAUUAUGAAUGUAUCCCAUUGACUAUGUAUGAGAACUGGACCAUGCGAGGAUGACGUCACCCAUAGAAAUCGGUUAAUCAAUUCAGUCGCCAUUUGUUCAUAGUAUGGACGCCGCCAUGUUUGAACCAGACGUUUUUAGUAAACAGGGAUUGAUCUGAGUUGAGCCAUUUCUAUGAAAACCACUCUCACCAAUCAGGAGUGAGCUUGUCUUAAGGCCACACCCCUACCACUUAAAAGCUGGAUCUUUCAUUGAGGCAUCUGAUUGGGCAAUUUACAACUUACACUACAGAAAAAAUCAACACAUUCUCCCUCCCAACUCGUCGCAUAUUGAUGAUUGGUUAAGGACCACUCCAUGUUGCUUCUUGACCUUUUGGGUGUCCCCAACUCAUUUUUUGAUGUGGUAAACAGGUCCCAACCUCCAGGCCACGAACCAGAACAGGUCUAUUACCGGGACAUCACGUACCGUGAUCCCGGAAUCAGUUUGCAUCAGGUACUGCGUCUGGUACUAGGUUGGGUUCGGUACCGUUUCUGGUUCAUCAUCCGGCGCCAGGCUAGGGUUAGAGUUCCAGUACCUCCAUCGUACUGAGGACCAGUCCGCGUACGCUACCAUGUCCCGACCCCGUACCAGAUGCGGUACCCGACGUGAACGGUACCAGGUUAGAAUACGGAAUUAGGGUCCGCGUCCCGAUACUGGACUUGUUCCCUGUUUGUUGGAACCAAGUAUUGAAUGUGAACAGCUUAGGGACUUAGGGACGCCAAAAAACGUCAAUUUUUGAUGUGGAGGGGUCCUUAACCAAACGUCAAUAUGUCACAAGUUGGGAAUAAGAAUGUGAAAAAACAAAUUCUAACAAAUAGAAGUUCUCAAUAGAAGUUUAUGGGAUUUCUUGGAGCCAGCAGGUACUUUAUGUUUGGAACAUCAGAGGGUGUGGCCUCUCAGUCCAAUUCUCAUAUACAGUCAAUGAUGUAUCCUCACUUGUUGGUACUAUCUGCACUGUUGAACCUCGUGCGGUGGAUGAGUUGACCCCACUCCUGCGCUCUUGAGGCUCUCGAGCCCGAUUCCCCCAAACGUUUGGGCCAGUUUUGUAUAAAUCUGUGCGCUCUGCCUUUUUUUUCUUUUGUAAACUCUCUUCUUGUAGCGAUGACAGAAUGUGUUCCCACGCUUCCCGUGUCUUAAAAAAACAAAUAAAACGAUGUGAAGAGGAGA
This is a messenger RNA of Oryzias melastigma (Indian medaka), 5884 nucleotides long. RefSeq names its product sal-like protein 4. Gene Ontology annotation, cellular component: nucleus. The transcript has 3 exons. NCBI's taxonomy places the organism in Eukaryota, Metazoa, Chordata, Actinopteri, Beloniformes, Adrianichthyidae. Gene Ontology annotation, biological process: regulation of transcription by RNA polymerase II. The record is from RefSeq and is a predicted model, not a curated record. Bases 539 to 4117 code for a protein of 1192 amino acids. Gene Ontology annotation, molecular function: DNA-binding transcription factor activity, RNA polymerase II-specific; RNA polymerase II cis-regulatory region sequence-specific DNA binding.